AUGCAUUCAGAACACUCACAGCUGUUAGGAGACGAGACCGGAGAGCAGAGCCACGUCAAGCAGACCUUCCUCAAACACAGAGAGAAAAAAGAAGAAGAAGAAAGUGGAGAUAUGACUCUGUCAGCUGUGCAACAACUUUUUCUGCUGUGUUUAUUCAUUUGCUUUGGAUGUUGGAGCACAACAGAUGCCAGUCCUCUUGAUCAGUGGGAAGACGGCAUAGUGUUACAAAAGGUGCGAGGGAUCAGAAGUGAUGAUUUGAGUGGUGUCUUGCGGAGAGACCAGAAUGAGGAGCAGGUUCAGAAUGUCUUCAAAAGAUUCCUGUUUCAUUACUCCAAAGCACGCAACUCUGUUGGAGCUGUACAAAAAGAGUCUCAUUCAGUUCACCCUCUCAUGCGACUUUCACCAAAGCUUUCCCAGAGGAGAAAGAAGAAGGUGGUACUUUUGGUGAGGACACAGAUCUGA
This is a messenger RNA of Pundamilia nyererei, 462 nucleotides long. It is a transcript of the gene nms, whose product is annotated as neuromedin S. NCBI's taxonomy places the organism in Eukaryota, Metazoa, Chordata, Actinopteri, Cichliformes, Cichlidae. The record is from RefSeq and is a predicted model, not a curated record. The transcript is spliced from 6 exons. Bases 1 to 462 code for a protein of 153 amino acids.